This is a messenger RNA of Lactuca saligna, 495 nucleotides long. Lineage: Eukaryota; Viridiplantae; Streptophyta; Magnoliopsida; Asterales; Asteraceae. The record is from the annotation of a GenBank genome assembly.
AUGUUCGUAAACACCACAAAACCUAAAACGGCGGUCCCCGGUUUCGCUUGUUCACCCAUCUAUUCAUCUGCUGCUACACUACUUCCCUACUUCCACGCCGGCCACCGCCCGACGAAUCCUGAUGUUCACAGAGCUGCUUGGAAUUAUUUGAAGAGUGUGAUUUGGUGUGAUGAUGUAGUCGGUGGAUGGUGUGCUUGUUCCGGGAGGGGGGGGGGUGGUGAUAGAGGUGUAGAAGGGAAAAUCAUUGCAGCAAAAUAUGCACGUGAGAACAAUAUACCCUACCUUAGCAUUUGUUUAGGAAUGAAAAUUGCUGUCAUAGAGUAUGCCAGAUCUGUUCUUGGUCUUGAAAAUGCAAAUAGCACCGAAUUCGAUCUAAAUACUAAAAAUCCUUGUGUCAUAUUUAUCCCCAAGGGUUCAAAAACUCAUAUGGGUGGUGCCAUGCGCCUUGGAUCGAGAAGGACAUAUUUUCAAGUAAUGGACUCUAAAGCUUCAUAG